GUUUCUCCUGACUCGGUCCAACACCGAUGCCCCCCAUGCAGGCGCACGGAGCCUCGUUGCUAGGAGAUGUGCAUCAUUAAUACAUUAUGGUUUUAGACGUCACUGUUACCAUAGCUACAUCUGUGCUGGCAACGCAAAGGAUCAAAUGUCUUUUCCCAGAGAAGAGGCAUCGGAAAGAUGGCGGAAAAAAAGUUUAAAGGAGCUCCGUUUGGAACGCAGUCAGCAAGGUUUGAUGUUUCCGCGGUGCAUCCAGCCAACAAGAGAGUUGGAACCUAUACAGAGAUCUCGUAUUGCAAAAGGAGAACCAGUGAACUGGAGAGGAACCUAGGCCCUGGACUGUACAAUGCUGACAGAGGAGACUUCAGUGUGCGGGCGACCACAGAGAAGGCCAAAGGCCCUGGGUGGAAGAGGGCCCAAGAGGCCACUAGGCUGGCUAAGAUCCCUCACAUCCUCUACAGAGAGGCCUGGGAGAACAAACACUUCUUGAAAACCAAAGUGGGUCCUGGUACCUACAGAAUCCCAGACUUCAUGGAGGAGCUGGAGAAGAAACCGGGAAGUGUCAGGGGGGUGUGUGAGAGCCGGGAGGAGAGAUUCAGAGAGCCGCAGAGCUGGACUCCAGGCCCGGGUUCCUACGGCAAAGGUGGCGUGCCAUGUGCAGCUUUGGAGGAGAAGAGAACACAGUCUGGGAGCGUGGACAUGGAGCUCAGCUCAGGGCUGAAACGCUUCCCUGAGGACCCUAAGACGUGUGGGCCUUGCCCCUGUACGUACACUCUGAAGAGCAGCACAGACAUCCUCCUAAACAAGAGAACCAGCAAGAGAGGACCUUACGACCUGUUCACCGGACCAAGAGACGAACCCAUCGUGUCUGGAUACUUUGCUGCCCCGAAGUGCGCGGCCGUCACUCCAGGGGAUUACAGCCCGGAGAGUUUUAGCGAACAGUCUACCACAGCACUCUGUCUCAGUAUCACCGUCCCGCCACAUUUCCGGGGCCAUGUGAGUACGAGACUGCUCUGGCCCGCCCGAGCCGUAGCUCUGCCCGUGUCUCCUCCUCCACCCAGCGGCUCAGCAAGAUGUCGGAAAGGCUGCAGAAUGGAAACUGUAACUCAGUUGGCCCCGGUCGGUAUGACAUCGCAGAAAAGGGUCAGAGCAAGUCUGCCAACGGACACACAACCUCAUUCAGCUCCCGAACGCAGAGAUAUCUCGCAAAUCUCUGGAGAGACAAGCACACACAGGAGAGGCUACGGGCAAUAAACCUUCCGGUGGAGAGGCAGAGUUCCUUGAUGCCAAUUGGUCCAUCGUUAAGGAAAGCUCUGAUGUCAUCGGCCUGACCACGCCCACAAAAUGAGAUAUACAAAUUGACAACCGCUGCCAGUUUCAA
Molecule: messenger RNA, 1378 nt
Organism: Osmerus eperlanus (European smelt)
Lineage: Eukaryota; Metazoa; Chordata; Actinopteri; Osmeriformes; Osmeridae
Product: ciliary microtubule-associated protein 2-like
Exons: 10
Coding region: 178-1251 (357 amino acids)
Source: RefSeq, a predicted model, not a curated record